AAAAUAUCCUUUCUCUUGCCACAUUAGAGAUUGGGCUUUUAAAAUUGGAUUUAGAGGUAAGGUUGUACUUUUUGUGGCUGAAACUCGCAGCUGCUACCACCACUGGCAACCUGCAACCUGCAACCCAUCCUCCCCAACGUUCCCUCUCUAUCCCGGCAUAGUACAGUAACCCAUCUUUACUAGUCACCUCACCUUCGAUCGAUCCAAGCUUGUUGAUGCCUACUAUAGCUAACCCCAGCAAGAAAGGUUGAGGAGGACUAAGCCAUCAGAUAGAUCAUAGUGAUUGUCGUCUCUGUGGACGAUCGAUCCUUCGUUUCGGGUUUGUUUUUAGAAAUUGAGGGAAAAAGAAACAAAAAUGGCCCUCGACUUUUUCCACAACCUGUGGGGAGCCCUUGAGGAUUUGGACAAGGAGCGUACUUCAGCUCCCAACAUUGUGUUUGAUCCGCACCAGCAAAUUUUGGACAGUUAUCGACAAUGUGUGGCUCGCCAGCUCUUGAUGCAAAUGACUCGUCCCCAACAAGAUUUGGAGUCGGGGCCGGUUUCUGUUGCCUGGGGAGCCCAUAGUCUGCUGCAGACCACCACGACCGUGGCGGCCGACAGCAAGGGCCGUAUCGGUCGACGCCGCACUCGCAUCAGUUUGAUUACCGGCAAGGAACUCUCCAUUCGACAACGAUUGGGAUGUCUCCUGGUCAUUGAAGCCAUUUGUGGAAUGUACGGGGGCCAACAAAACAAGGCCGAUUCCCCUCUCUUUCCCUUGUUGGUCGAAAACACACUCAAGAGCAUUCAACAAUUGACACAAGAUGGACCUCCCAAUAUGCAAGCCGAAGGAUUCCUAGAUCCUGCCAUUUUGGAAAAACUCGUAGAGUCCUUCUUGCCAAACAUGUUGGGGAACUCCCAAAACUACCAAAUAUUCGUGGAUGAACUUCUCGCGGGAAAGGGUGUCAGCAAGGAAACCAUGUCCGUCCUCGAAGAGGCCAUUCAGCAAUACACAACAUCGGUCGUAUAUAAUGAUGAAAACUACAUUCCGCCUCUUAUUGUAGCCAAAGAAGACCAUGAACUGGCGGAACUCAAGAGACUGCUGGAUAGCAAAGAAAAGGAAUAUGCCAAAGCCAAAAAUACCAAUGCGGACGAUAUUAUCAUCACUUCUUCGCAGAUCCUACCUAUCAAACCAGAGUCUCUCAUGCGUCAUCCGAUGCCACCCUUGGAGGCGCCCUUUGCGAGACCCAUGCCACCGCCCAUGAUACCUCUCUUUGGAUUUGAGAGUCAAGAAGAACCAUUGACCGAAGAAGAAAAAACUGAUCUUUUGGAAGUCUUGCAUGCUGAACUCAUUUGGUUGACACCCAACAACCUGCGUCUCAUGCUCAUUCCAGAAGACGAAGACAAGGAAGAUCAAGAAGCCAAAGAACUACAGUUUCGAAAGGUACUACAACUCAUGAAGACGCAGGCAUUCCAAAAAACACUGGCUCCCAAUGACCACCGGACGGUAUUGGAAAUGCUCAACAGUGAUUUGGUCAGCAAACCGGACGAAGAAGAGGACGAUGACGAAGAAGACGACGAGGAAGAUGAUGAUGAAGACGUUAUUCCCAGUAGACUCAUUCAAGAAUCCGGUCUGACACCCCAGAAUCUACCCAAAUUGGUCGAGCAGAAUCCUCUCAUUGCCCAUGAAUGCCUCUUGCGAGUCCUUCCCAAUGAACAAGAGGAUGUCAAGAACGAGUACUUGUCGGCGCUGGUGGGGAUGGACAUGAGUUUGCACAGCAUGGAAGUCGUCAAUCGAUUGGCCAUGCACAAUGUCUCGACGGACGACGACGAAGAAGAUGACGACGACGAUGAAGAACCCAUUCUUCAUCCAGAGUACAUUAGUCUAUUCAUCUCCAGUUGUAUUGCCAGUUGUGAGAACAUGCAAGACAAGCAUGCUCAAAACCGAUUGGUUCGUUUGGUGUGUGUCUUUAUUCAAAGUCUUCUCAGGAACAAGGUGGUUCGUGUCGAGGACAUUUACUAUGAGGUCCAGUCUUUCUGUGUUGAAUUCUCGCGAAUUCGGGAAGCGGCGUCACUGUUCAAACUACUGAAAGCAAUGUAAUAAGCAGGGAAGAGGAGUACAGUAACAACCAAGCAAUAAGGUAGUAGGGCAAAAUGGAUGGAGAGACAUUGCAUUGGUGAAAGAGAAGGUAUAAAAUUAUAGUCUUAAUCAUCGAGCGGGCUUGAAACAAUAAAAGUACUGGUAUCUGUAUUUCGUUGCGGGGCCGUGCCAGUCAUCAAAGGUCCAAGCA
Seminavis robusta is the source of this 2267-nucleotide messenger RNA. Lineage: Eukaryota; Bacillariophyta; Bacillariophyceae; Naviculales; Naviculaceae. The record is from the annotation of a GenBank genome assembly.